AUGGGAAGAACAUCAUCAUGUUGUUCCAAUGGAGGCUUACACAAAGGGCCAUGGACAGCAAGAGAAGAUGCAUUGCUUGUCAACUACAUUCAACAACAUGGUGAAGGCCAUUGGAGAUCUUUGCCAAAGAAAGCUGGUCUACUUCGAUGUGGAAAGAGUUGUCGACUGAGAUGGAUGAACUAUCUCCGACCCGACAUUAAACGCGGCAACAUCACCGCCGAUGAGGAUGACCUCAUUAUAAAACUCCACUCCCUCCUCGGCAACCGUUGGUCUCUCAUUGCCGGUAGGCUCCCAGGCCGAACGGACAACGAGAUCAAAAACUACUGGAACUCCCAUCUUAGCAAGAGGCUGGCUGUAACAGCAACAGAAAACACAAGAAAUCAAGCAAGGAAGGAGAGGAUUACAAUCCCUUCAAACUCCGAAAAUGGAGAGUCGUCAAAGACAACAAAACCGACCCGAGUUUCAUCGUUUUGCGACGAGGAUAACUCGAGCAGUGGCGUGGCAAGUGCGCUUCCAUUGUCGUCGGGAAAUCCUGGAGGAGGAGGCGGCGGGGGCGGAGCCGAGAUUGAAUUGGCGGCGAAGGGAGAAGAAGAGAAGAUAGAAAGUGGAGAUCUUUUUGGUGGGUGUGAGAUUUUGUAUGGAGGGUCAUGGAAUUGUUCUGCCAAUGGUGAGAUGAUUGAUGAGGUUGAAGAUGAUUCUUAUCAGCAACUAUUCAACCUCCAAGGAGAAGACUACAUUCAAUUAGACUCCUUCAUUGAUUACUUCUUAAUCUGA
Messenger RNA from Momordica charantia (bitter melon), 774 nucleotides. RefSeq names its product transcription factor MYB3-like. The record is from RefSeq and is a predicted model, not a curated record. NCBI's taxonomy places the organism in Eukaryota, Viridiplantae, Streptophyta, Magnoliopsida, Cucurbitales, Cucurbitaceae.